AUGAACCUUAAACCCAUAACCAUAGAUGACUCCUUGGAAAUAAAAGAGUUAAUUACCACCUCAUUUCCUAAAUGCCUAAAGGAAAGAAUGCCCAUUCCGGACAAGAAAAAAAAAUCCUUUAUGACUAAAGGAGAGACAACCACUAAUAUAGAAGGAGUGACCACCUCAUCGGAAGGACGAGCUAGAGGUACGGGCUCGGAUAUGGAAAAAACCUUGAGUUACACUCUAAAAGAAAUGCUUGCCACCACCAGAAUGACAACACAACAAUCCAACCCUAAUGCACCAUCAAAAAGCUUUAAUCAUGUCACUAGCUACCAUACUAAGACCUCUGUCGGUGUCCAUUGGCAUGAGCCUUGGCAUCCUAAUAGGAGAAGGGACCAACCUUAUCCUUACAGGAAUAAAAAACUCCUCAACACUAGUAAUAUUGGAGAUAUUCUAAGGCUUGUAAAAAUGGAGAGCUACAAAUCCAGAAGGCAAACAUGUCCCAUUAACAUGUCAUUUCCUUUGGUCAUAAGCGUGACAAGAAUAGAUAGCACAACCAAGAAACAGAGAAACCAGAAAGGGCCAGUUGAUAAACAGCGUCGAUGUAAUGAAGCAGAUGCUGAAGAGAAUGCACAAGCUGCAGAAAUUGAAAGGCGAAUUGAACAAGAAACCAAAGCUGAAAAGCAUAUUCAAAAACUUCUGCUUCUUGGUGCCGGAGACUCAGGGAAGUCAACGAUUUUCAAGCAGAUAAAACUUUUGUUCCAAAGUGGUUUUGACGAGGCAGAGCUCAAGAGCUAUAUCUCGGUCGUCCAUGCCAACGUCUAUCAGACAAUAAAAGUAUUGCAUGAUGGAUCAAAAGAACUGGCUCAAAACGAAACAGAUUCCUUGAAUUAUGUUAUAUCCGAGGAAAAUAAGGAUAUUGGACAGAAAUUGUCAGAAAUUGGAGGCAGGUUGGAUCAUCCACGUCUCACCAAAGAACUUGCCCAGGAGAUUGAAACUCUAUGGAGAGAUGCUGCAAUUCAGGAAACAUAUGCCCGUGGUAAUGAGCUCCAAGUUCCAGAUUGUACCCCUUAUUUCAUGGAUAAUUUGCAAAGAUUGUCUGAUGCAAAUUAUAUUCCAACUAAGGAGGAUGUUCUUUAUGCGAGAGUUCGUACAACAGGUGUUGUGGAGAUCCAAUUCAGGAUUACAAGCCCUGUUGGAGAGAACAAGAAAAGUGGGGAAGUAUAUAGACUUUUUGAUGUUGGUGGACAGAGAAAUGAGAGGCGGAAAUGGAUUCAUCUAUUUGAAGGUGUUACAGCAGAUAGCACUGAGUUGGAGUAUGAUCAAACACUCUUUGAGGAUGAAAACAAGAAUCGUAUGAUUGAAACAAAGGAGCUAUUUGAGUGGGUCCUGAAGCAACCAUGCUUUGAGAAAACAUCCUUCAUGCUGUUUCUAAACAAGUUUGAUAUCUUUGAAAAGAAAGUUCUAAAAGUACCAUUGAAUGUAUGCGAGUGGUUCAAAGACUACCAGCCAGUUUCGACUGGAAAACAAGAGAUUGAGCAUGCAUACGAGUUUGUAAAGAAGAAGUUUGAGGAGUUGUACUUCCAAAGCACGACACCUGAUCAUGUGGACCGGGUAUUUAAAAUAUAUAGAACUACUGCACUUGAUCAGAAGCUUGUGAAGAAAACUUUUAAGCUUGUAGACGAGACUUUAAGACGCAGAAAUCUCUUUGAAGCUGGUUUAUUGUGA
Dovyalis caffra is the source of this 1710-nucleotide messenger RNA. The record is from the annotation of a GenBank genome assembly. Lineage: Eukaryota; Viridiplantae; Streptophyta; Magnoliopsida; Malpighiales; Salicaceae.